AUGAACCUGCUGUCUCCGCUCCCAGAUUACCUGCAGGCCGUGGAUUCCUGGCUGGACGUCCUGCUGCCCAGGAUCAAGCCCCGGUUGUACCAGAACGGAGGGAACAUCAUCAGCAUCCAGGUGGAGAACGAGUAUGGGAGCUACUCCGCCUGCGACUACGACUACCUGCGUCACCUGCUGGCCGCCUUCCGCGCCCGGCUGGGGCCCGACGUGCUGCUCUUCACCACCGACGGCAACAGCGCCGCCGAGCUGCGGUGCGGCACCCUGCAGGGGCUCUACGCCACCGUGGACUUCGGGCCAGGCCCCAACGUCACAGCCGCGUUUGCCCCUCAGCGACUCUAUGAACCCAAGGGACCUCUGGUGAACUCGGAGUACUACACGGGCUGGCUGGACUACUGGGGAGAGCCGCACGCCGGCAGCAGCCCCGCGCAGGUGGCUCAGGGUCUCCAGGACAUGCUGCAGCUGGGAGCCAACGUCAACAUGUACAUGUUCCAGGGGGGCACCAACUUCGGCUACUGGAGCGGUGCCGACUACAAGGGCCGCUACAAGCCAGUCACCACCAGCUACGACUACGACGCGCCGCUCUCGGAGGCAGGCGACCCCACCGCGAAGCUGUUUGCCAUCCGGACGGUCAUCAGCAAGUUCCAGCCCCUGCCUGAGGGUCCGAUGCCGCCCGCCACCCCCAAGUACGCCUACGGCCCCGUGCCCCUGCGGAAGCAGGGCGAGGUGCUGGAGCUGCUGGACGUGCUGUGCCCCGGCGGGCCCAUCCGGAGCCGGUUCCCUCUCACCUUCGAGGCCGUGAAACAGGCUCAUGGCUUCGUCCUGUACCGGACGCGCCUGCCCCGGGACGUCUGGGAUCCAGCCCCUCUGAGCUCCCCUCCCAACGGCGUCUGCGACCGCGCCUACGUGCUGCUCAAUGGGGAGUACCAGGGGAGGCUGGAGCGCGACGGGCAGAUGACACUGAACAUCACAGGCCAGGCUGGCGCCACAUUGGACCUGCUGGUGGAGAACAUGGGCAGGAUCAACUUUGGUGUGAACGCCAGCGACUUCAAGGGCCUGCGCCAGAAUCUCUCCCUGGACUCGGCACUGCUCAGCGACUGGCUGAUUUACCCCCUGGACGUGGACUCGGCUGUGACGCGGGGCUGGCCCCCGCCCACCCCCCAGGCUGAGGGGAGCAGGGCCAGGCUGGGGCCGGUUCUCUACACUGGGGCCUUCCAGACCCCUGGCAUCGCCUGGGACACCUUCGUGAAGUUCCCCGGCUGGAGCAAGGGCCAGCUCUGGAUAAACGGCUUCAACGUGGGCCGGUACUGGCCGGCCCGGGGCCCCCAGCAGACGCUCUUCGUGCCUGGCUCGCUGCUGAGCGCCUCGGCCCCCAACAACAUCACCCUGCUGGAGCUGGAGGGGGCCCCCCCCCGGCCCUUCGUGCUGUUCCUGGACCGGCCCCUGCUCAACCAGACCGUCAGCCCCCAGGCUGGGACCGAACUGCCACCUCCCUAAUGCACCCCCCGGUGCCUCCUGGGCCCCACGGGCUCCCCCAGCCCAGGGCCCUGGCACAACUGGCUACAGCGCAGGUGCCUUUGGACAUCCUCCCGUGCCUUGGCGAUGCCCAGAUCUCCUGGCCCCACUGGGCGUGGCCAGCCCAGCCAGCAGGGGCGGGGGAGUCCUGCCGGCUGAGCCGAGCCCAGGGGCUGUGGGUGCGGGCUGCCCCCACCCUCACUCACAGGGCAGGGCCAGGGCCCCUUGCAGCCGCAGAGGAGGGGGACAGCCUUGCUCCUGGUGAAGUAGCAGGUACUGGCUGGGCCAGCCCCCAGCGGGCAGAGCCUGUCCCUCUGCCAGCGGCAGAGCCCGCCUGUAGCCCCUUGGGACGGGCAGGUAUCCGUCCCAGCCCCCGGCGCCCCACCGAAUGGAGACACAGAGUUCACUGCCUGCAGCUUGCCCUUUAUUGCCAGGUUUGGGGGGCGUUGUGGCCGCUUGCCGGGGUGGGGGGCAGAGGCAGCAAUGCCAGGGGAGCCGGUUUCCUGCCUGCUGGCUCCCGCCCCCCAGGCUGGGCACUGGGGGUUACAUUUUAUUACCCGUUAAAGCAAAAUCUUGUGCCUUC
This is a messenger RNA of Chrysemys picta bellii (western painted turtle), 2098 nucleotides long. The record is from RefSeq and is a predicted model, not a curated record. NCBI's taxonomy places the organism in Eukaryota, Metazoa, Chordata, Testudines, Emydidae.